UUUGAAUAGUCCCAUCUGAUUGGUGGGUUUAAAUUCUGGGGCAAACCCAAAGCCAUCCUUGGUUGAACCAACCCUUUUUCGCUAAAACCGCAGCUUUUGUUCCGCGAUGUUUGGCUGCGCUGGUCGGUCGGUCACCAACAACAACCCAUUGAUUUUCCAAGCUGAAAUCUGUCACAACGACAACCGACAUUCUUUUGCAUAAAUGCUUUUUUCCUUUCUUAUUAACCUUUCGUUUUUUCACAAAGGAUAUUUUUAAUAUCAAUUCCAUUCAUUUUCCCCUCAUUUCAUGCGGACUCCAAUGUCUCCACCUUGGUGUUAAACCCAUCAUUGGACGGCAAGCUGGAAGGUCCAAGGACCCAGUCGCAAAUCCUUCAGGUUUAAUUUAGCAACACACCGUCUAAAUAGGCAACGCGGACCUCCAACCUGAGUAAUAAUAUCUACAUCUAUGUUUCGCGCUAUGCGUUUGAAUCGUGUAUGUAGCAACGCAAAAGUGUUUUUUCCUCCCAGACCAUGGGCGGCUCGUCCCCAAUUUCUCCGUCCCUGGAAUGUUGUUGUUCCCGCUGCGCGGCGGUGCUAUGCGCAGAGUGCACCCCCUGUCGGGCCCCAAUCCAUUAAUCAAGAUAUGCCUGAAGAGGAAGAUGAUAAGAGAAAGAAUCCGAAAGAUGAAGAAGAGCCUUCUCUAAGAACCACCCUCUUUAAGAUGAUGGAAUCUGCAGCGACCAUGUUUGCAUCAAUCGCUGUGCUCGGUGCGGCAGGGUACUCUUAUCACCGGUACUAUAAGUAUCUAGUCCUAGCAAAAAUGGACAACGCAUUCAACCCCGGCGAUCCAGCUCUCGAAGUUGCUGGCGUAGCGCCAUCAAUGGGUACCGAUGGCAGUGACACAGGCCACUGGAUCGAGCGCGAGGAGCAAAAUAAAGUUGAUCAAAUAGUCAAUGGCACCAUUCGCGGCCAUUACUAUCUUCUCAUCGGCGAAAAGGGUACAGGGAAGACCUCCAUGCUUCUCGACGCCAUGAGAAAGAUUGAUGGCGAUGGCGUGGCAUUUUUCGAAGCGCAUGCAGAUCUUGAGAUUUUUCGUAUCCGCCUUGGCAAGGCCUUGGACUUUGAGUUUCAUGAAGACUAUAUUGGCAGCCUGUUUAGUAUUAGAGGGCCCCGAGACACCACUGCCUUGCUAGACAUUGAACGAGCUCUUAACAAGCUUGAGAAAGUCGCUCUUGCGCGGCGGCACAAGGGCGGGAAGCCCCUCAUUUUAAUUGUUAAUAGUACCCAUCUAGUUCGAGACGACGACGAUGGGCGCGAUCUGCUAGAAAUGAUUCAGCAGCGUGCUGAGCAAUGGGCAGCAAGUAGCUUGGUUACGAUGAUUUUCAACAGCGAUGAUUACUGGGUGUAUGAGCGGUUAAAACGUUAUGGUACCCGAAUGGAAAUAAUUCCUCUCCCGGAUCUUCCCAAGGACCGUGCAAUAAUGGCCUUACGGCAGUACCGACAAAAAUAUUUCAAUGAAACUUUGGACGAUUCAAUACUCGAAAAAGUGUAUGACAAAGUUGGCGGACGACUGACAUUUUUGAAUCGCGUGGCGAAAUCGAAGGACAUGAUGGAGACCUGCGCGACAAUAUGCCAAGCAGAGAAGUCAUGGUUUCUCAACAAAUGCUGGAUCUUAGGAGAGGAAAUGGACGAUGAUGUGAUGGAUGAGCAGAAAUACUCGUCCGCCGCCAUGGUCCUCGCCAAAGAGCUAGUUGACCGAGAAAAGGAAAUGGAGUGUACAUAUGAUCCCGAAAAGGGCCAUAUCCUACCGGAGAUUCCUCUCCACGAAGCCCGACAAGUCAUGACGAGAGCAGACUUUAUCCAAAGCUACGAUCACGACAACAUAUUUACCAUCGACUCCAGAGGCAUGGUUCGCGCCGACUCUGUCCCGAUGCAAAUCGCCUUCAGAGAGAUAUGCUCUGAACCAGGCUUUGCAGAGCAUCUGGAGAAGACUCUGGACAGAAUCAACGAUAUUGAAAGCUUGGGCAGGACCCGGGAGCUUACUGUUAAAGACUUUUGGAAUAAUGGGUCGUUUAAGGCGGUCAUUCGUGAUACGAAGGGCAGGGAGGCAGGGACUGUUGAGAUUGGGGUGGUUAAACCGAAGGAUGAGGACGAUGAUGAUUAGAGGGGUGUUUAUUCAUUGCAUUUGAAAUGAUGGAUGGAUUCUCCUUUCUUUUUCUUUUCUUUUUCCUUUCUUUUUUUCCUAUACCAAGUAUACGGCCCCUUCCAUUUCUUAUAUUUUACAAGACCACUUUCGCUUAAAGAGCUCGAUGCAAACAUCGACUGUUAUCCUCGGGCCUGACAUGCGCUCAACAUUUCCUAUUUUCUGCUGUACUUUCUACGAUAGAUUUCUUUCGGUGGCUCCAUACUUUCUGUGCUGAUCUUGCUUGUAUAUAGCUCACUUAUCCUGAUUCAAAGACUCUCUCUACCUAGCGAAAACUUGUUAAUUAUCCAUUCCACCAUAAUUUGAUGUAAAUAGCCUUUACUGAUAAAGUGAGGAAAACUCCCUCUAAUCCCCUCAUUCAGAAGGACAGUUCCCGCAGCAAAAUUAUAUUUAUUUGUUUGCUUCAUGGCUC
Messenger RNA from Blastomyces gilchristii SLH14081, 2594 nucleotides. RefSeq lists its product as uncharacterized. NCBI's taxonomy places the organism in Eukaryota, Fungi, Ascomycota, Eurotiomycetes, Onygenales, Ajellomycetaceae. The record is from RefSeq and is a predicted model, not a curated record. The transcript is spliced from 5 exons. Bases 446 to 2143 code for a protein of 565 amino acids.